Messenger RNA from Emys orbicularis (European pond turtle), 2702 nucleotides. It is a transcript of the gene OSBPL5, whose product is annotated as oxysterol binding protein like 5. The coding region runs from base 39 to 2702 and encodes 887 amino acids. The transcript is spliced from 23 exons. The record is from RefSeq and is a predicted model, not a curated record. Gene Ontology annotation, cellular component: cytosol; intracellular membrane-bounded organelle; membrane. Lineage: Eukaryota; Metazoa; Chordata; Testudines; Emydidae. Gene Ontology annotation, molecular function: cholesterol binding.
AGCGGGCAGGACAGAAGAAAACCCCUACUGCUCAUGCCAUGAAGGAGGAGAAUUUUCUUCGUCGCAGGUUCUCUCUCUGUCCUGCUUCUUCCACCCCUCAGAAAAUUGACCCUCGCAAGCUGACACGGAAUCUGUUCUUCGGGGCUGAUAAUGAGAUCUACCCACUCAGCCCAGGAAAAGACAUGGAAGGAAACAGCCUGUCAGCACUGAAGGAUGAGGCUCCACAGACUCCAGUCUCCAUUAGUAAGAUUCCACCUGGUACAUAUAAGCUUUGCAAUGGGUCUGAUAAAGAGUGUGCGUCUCCCACAGCCAAAUUUACUAAGAAGGAGACAUUGAAGGUACAGAAGAAGAAUUACAGACAGGAGAAGAAAAGAGCCACCAAGCAACUCUUCAGUGCUCUAAAGGAUCCCAGUGUGGUGAUUAUGGCAGACUGGCUGAAGAUCCGUGGGACUCUGAAAAGCUGGACCAAGCUGUGGUGUGUUCUGAAACCAGGAGUGCUGCUGAUUUAUAAAACACCAAAGAUCGGUCAGUGGGUGGGCACCAUCCUGCUCCAUUCCUGCGAGCUGAUUGAGAGACCCUCCAAAAAGGAUGGCUUCUGUUUUAAACUCUUCCACCCCUUGGAUCAGUCCAUCUGGGCUGUGAAAGGUCCAAAGGGAGAAAAUGUUGGUUCCAUCACUCAGCCUCUUCCCAGCAGCUACUUGAUCUUCAGAGCAGCCUCGGAAUCCGAUGGCCGAUGUUGGUUGGAUGCUCUGGAACUUGCCCUGCGUUGCUCCAGUCUCUUCCGACUCAGCGCCUCCAAACAGGGGAAGGAUGGAGACCUGAACUGCUCUUCUGAUUCUUCACAUGCUGGGCUGUAUAACCUGUUGCACACGGCCACCAUCUCUGACCAGGAGCUCUUCCAUUUUAAUGAAUCAGCCCUGGAAAAUCACCACGUGGAAAAUGAUGCUUUUUCGGACAAGUCUGAGAGAGACAACAUAGAGGAGUCUGAGAAUGAAACUCAGGAGAACAGCCGGAAGACGAAUGAAAGCGAGAGUGACCAGUCUGAAAUCCAUGGGGAUAUGUCCCAGGAAAGGAAAGGGACGACCUAUAUGGAACAGAUCUAUGAGGAAUUUGGGGAGACGGGUGAAUCCUCUCAAACAGAAACGGUCUCGGAAGAAAACAAGAGCUUGAUGUGGAUUCUGUUGAAACAGCUGCGGCCUGGCAUGGACUUGUCCCGAGUGGUUCUGCCCACCUUCAUCCUGGAGCCACGUUCUUUCCUCAACAAACUCUCUGAUUAUUACUACCAUGCUGACCUACUUUCCCAAGUUGCACUCGAAGACGAUUCAUACAGUCGAAUCAAGCAAGUUUUGAGAUGGUAUUUGUCAGGCUUUUAUAAGAAGCCAAAGGGAAUAAAAAAGCCAUAUAACCCCAUUUUGGGAGAGACCUUUCGCUGCUGUUGGUUUCAUCCACAGACAAACAGUCACACGUUUUACAUCGCGGAACAGGUAUCUCAUCACCCACCAGUGUCAGCCUUUCACGUCAGUAAUAGGAAGGAUGGGUUCUGCAUUUCUGGCAGCAUUCUAGCCAAGUCCAAGUUUUAUGGUAACUCACUUUCUGCGUUAUUGGAUGGGAAAGCCAAGCUUACGUUUCUAAACAGGGAUGAAGACUACAUCAUUACGAUGCCAUAUGCCCAUUGUAAAGGAAUUUUAUACGGUACCAUGACAAUGGAACUUGGAGGGAAAGUUACUAUUGAAUGUGAGAAAAGCAACCACAGAGCAGAGCUGGAGUUCAAACUAAAGCCCUUCUUUGGUGGCAGCACAAGCAUUAAUCAAAUCUCUGGGAAGAUUAAAUCAGGAGAAGAAGUGUUAGCAAGCCUUGAUGGACACUGGGAUGGGGAAGUGUAUAUAAAUGACUUGAAAAAUGGGAACACUGAAAUAUUCUGGAACCCAACCAGUGAGGUGCGGAGACAGAGACUGAAACGCCACAUUGUGCUAUUUGAAGAGCAAACGGACUUUGAAUCGGAGAGACUUUGGCAGCAUGUAACAAGUGCAAUAAACAAAGGAGAUCAACACAAGGCAACUCAGGAGAAAUUUGUAUUGGAAGAAGAGCAGAGGAACGCUUCACGGGAGCGGAAGGAGAAUGGCACGGAGUGGAAGCCGCUGCUCUUCCGACAUGAUGCUGCUACCAAUGAAUGGCACUACAAAUACGAAGAUUUAAGGCCCUGGGACCCUUUAAAUGACAUUGCCCAGUUUGAGAAAGAUGGGAUACUUCAAACCAUGGAGAGGUACCUAUCCACAAGGAUGUCGUCCCACAAAACCAUGUGUAUAAACAACCAAGUUAUACGACACAAGAGAUCUGCGAAAGACUGCAGGCGUCGUAAAACCAGUGACCAACCAUCCAACCACAGCCAAAACACUGAGAGCAGCUGUUCAACACCAGAGUCUGUGCAGGAGCUGUCGGAUGAUGAUGGCAAUUUUGCCCCAGGUUUUGAAAGUCCAUGUACUCGGUGCGGAAAAGAAAUGAAUCACCUGAAGGAAAUCCACAUGACUGUCUUAUCCCUACAGAAAGCCCAGCAGGACAUACACAGAAACCUCACUGCUCUGAACAAAAAAUCUUUCUACAGGAAGGCCUCUUCCGAAAACCUCCUCCUGGACUCUCGCUGUUGGUUUCUCAUUUGCGUCUUUCUUACAUGUCAACUGUUCAUUAAUUAUGUCUUCAAAUAA